AUGCCUCCGAAAAAGCCCACCAAGACCACGGCCGCAGCCAAAUCAAAGGAGAAGCAGGUUAGUUUAUUUAUGUUUUGAAAACCUAGGAAAAAUUGUAACAUGUCUUUGAAAUUUCGGCAAAUGUUUUCGAAAUUGAACUUUUGUUUGAGAAUCUUGGAAUGAAACUAAAAAUCUAAAUUUCGGGUGGAAAAUCAUUUCUUUUUAGAAAGUUUUAGUGAAAAAACUGUGAAAAAAUGUUUGAAUUCGAAACAUUUUGGCAGAAUUUCAUUGACAUGUUCAGAAAAUUGGCGGGAAAUUUAGAAAUUUUGAAUUCUUCGAACAGUGUUGACUUUCGAAACUAUUCGAAAUGUUUCGAAAAUCACUUUUUGGGAGAUGUUAGGCUGUAUUUGUCUUUAAAACGCAUUUAAGUGUCCAGAAAUUUCAUCCAAAAGUCUUUCAAUAAGUCUAAAUACAUAUCAAUCCUUUAAAAUCACAUUUUUGAUUUUCGAAAUGUUUCGAAACAUUUCGAAAUGUUUCGAAAGUCACCAAUUUCAUUUUUUAUGAGACGUAAGGCUUAAUUUGUCCUUUAGGCUUAUUAGAAGGCCUUGAAAUAUCAUUUCUGGACACUGAAAUGCGUUUUAGCUUCACUUUUUUCAGUUAAGAAUGUGUUGAGAAAUUGGUUUAGAAAAAUUAAUGAAAAUACUGUUCGUGUUUCAGUUUUUUUGGUUUUUCAACGUUAAAAAACGUUUUUUUAUUACGUGAAUCACUGAAUUGAAAGUUCAAAAAAUCUACAUUUCCCGCCAAUUUUCAACACGCCAUCAAACAAUUUCAUAUUCAUAUUUUUUGCCCCAAAAGCUUUUAGUCACAAAAAUUUGAAUUUCAUGUUAUAGCUUUGGACCAAAAUAUAUGAAUUUGAAAUUUUCGAUGACGUGUCAAAAAUUUCUUGUUGAAUAUUUUUGUCUGAUUUUUUUCUGCUGAUUUUUUGUCUGAAAUUUAUUCUGCUGAUUUUUUGUCUGAUUUUUUAUUUUACUUUUUCUGCUGAUUUUUCUUUCUGAUUUUUUUCUUCUGAUUUUUUUUCUGCUGAUUUUUUGUCUGAAUUUUUCUUCUGAUUUUGUGUCUGAAUUUUUUCUUUCUGAUUUUUUUUUCUGAUUUUUUUCUGCUGAUUUUUUCUGCAGAUUUUUCUUUCUGAUUUUUUCUGCUGAUUUAUUGUCUGAAAUUUUUUGAUUGAUUUUUUUUUCAUUUUAUUUUUCUGGAGUUACAGUUUUUAAUGACUUUUUUAGUUUACAUAUUACUAGGGCUUAUAGCAUUUUUCCCAGACUUCUUUCCUCUAUUUUUCGGGCUUUCUUGUCUUCAGAAUUAGAACAUGCUUUUAGAAAUACCCCAGAAAUUGUUGAACUCUUCGCUGAAAAAUAUAAACUUUGUUUAGCUUCUAAAAGUCUUUCAGAGCCUUCUGAAUUUGCGCGAGGUUGUAGAACAAUUUCAGACUUUGUUGAGUUCUUCUCGGACUUAUAGCAAUUUUUUUAGGCUUCCAGCAAGCUCCCAAAGUCUUUAGAAUCCGCCAAAGUUUUCACAGUUCUAGUGAAUUUCUUCUCUAACUUAUAGACAAUUGUUUGAGCUUAUAGAAAUCUCCAAGAGCUUUCAGAAGCUACACAAGCUCAUAGAAAUAGCCUAAACCUUGUAGAUUUCUUCUCUGGCUGUCAGGCAUUUUUGUGAUCUUCCAGGAAUCUCCAAAAUCAUUCAGAAGUUGCACGAGCUUUUAGAGAAACCUCAGUUUUUGUUAAAUUUUUCUCGAACUUAUAGGAACUUUUUUUGGGCUUCUAAAUGUAAUAAUCUCCUAGAGUUUUCUGAAUUUUCCCAGACUUUGUUGAUUUUUCUCUCACUUUCAUGAACUUUGACGAAUCUCCCAGAUUUUUCUGAAUCGGCAUAAGCUUUUAGAAAUACCUCUUUUUCUCUGGCUGAUAGGAUAUUCCAUGAGCUUCUAGAAAUCUUCCGAAGCCUCCAACAAACUUUCAGAAAUAGCCCAAUUUUUGUUGAGUUCUAAUCGAACUUGUAGACUCUUCUAGAAUCUUAGAAUAUCCCCAACCUUUUAGAAAAAAGCUUUUAACUUUGUAGAUAGUUUUUCUUACUCGUAGAUACUCCGGUGAGAUCCCAAGAAUCCCUCAUAGCCUCUGAAUCAUCACGAGUUUUUAGAAAGUUCCUAGAUCUUGUAGAUUUCUUCUUUAACUUAUAGACAUUUUGUAAGGUUUUUGGAAUCUCCCAAAACCUUCAGAAUUCUCACUAGCUUUCAGAAAUUCUCCAGCCUCCGUUCAAUUCUUCUCUGUCUUAUAGAAACUUAUAGAAGUUCAGACUUUGCAUGAGCUUUUAGAGUUAUCCUAGAUCUUGUUGAUUUUUUCUCUGGCAAAUAGACAGUUGUUUGAGCUUCUGGGAAUCUUCCAGAGCCUUCAGAAGUUACACAAGCUUUAAGAAAUAGCCUCAACCUUGUAGAUUUUUCUGGCACAGUUGCACGAACUUUCAGAGUUACCCUAGAUUUUAUAGAUUUCUUCUCUAACUUAUAGACAGUUUUUUGAGUUUCUAGGAAUCUUCCAGAGCCUUCAGAAGUUACACAAGUUUUAAGAAAUAGCCUAAACCUUGUAAAUUUGUUCUCUGGCUGAUAGACAUUUUUGUGAUAUUCCCGGAAUCUCCAAGAUCAUUCAGAGGUUGCACGAGCUUUUAGAGAAACCUCAGUUUUUGUUAAAUUUUUCUCUAACUUAUAGGAACUUUUUUGGGCUUUCAGUAAGCUCCCAAAGUUUUCAGAAUCUCCGAGACCUUGUUUAUUUUUUAUCUGAGUCGUAGAAACGUUUCUUAAAAAUCUCCCAGAACCAUUCUGAAUUUUCACUAGCUUUCAGAAAUUCUCCACGCUUCGUUCAAUUCUUCUCUGUCUUAUAGAAACUUAUAGAAGUUCAGACUUUGCAUGAGCGUUUGAAGUUACCCUAUUCUCUUUUUUAAUUUUACUCUGACAAAUAGACAAUUUUGUGAUUAUCCAGGAAUCUCCAAGAUCAUUCAGAAGGUGCACGAGCUUUAGAGAAACCUCAAUUUUUUUCUUGUUUGUUUUUAUUCUAUCAAUAAUUUCCUCCUUCCUCUCACUAAUGUUCUCUAUAUUUUCCUCACUCUCUCAUCUACUCUUCCUCUCUCGCCUCCCUCCACUCUACAUGUUCUCACAAAUAGUUUUAUUUAUACACCUUUUAACACUUCUCAUUAUUUUUUCUUGUUUUCGCGCGUAGGUUAGGUUUACAACUAAUACUUAAGGUCCAGCAAAGAUGCAUCACUCUUCUCUGACUUCUCUUUUUUAGGCUUCUAGGAAUUUCUCAAAGCAAUCAGAAUCUGUAAGAGCUUGUAGAAAUAUUCCAGACUUUGUUGAUUUUCUCUCUCACUUUUAUGAGCAUCUUGGAAUCUCUCAGACCCUUUUGAAUUUGCACAAACUUUCAGAAAUAGCCCAAACCUUGUGAACUUUUUCUCUGACUUAUAAAAUCUUUUCGAACUUCUAGGAAUUUCCCAGAAAUUUCACGAGCUUUUAGAAAAACCGCAGUUCUUCUUGUUGAAUUUUUCCCUGACUUAUAGGAAAGUUUUCAGGCUUCUAGGAGUAUCCCAAAGUCUUCAGAAUCCGUCCAAGUUUUCACAAUUCUAGUAGAUUUCUUCUCCAACUUAUAGACACUUUUAUGAGCUUCUUGGAAUCUCCCAGAGCCUUCAGAAUCUGAACGAGCUUUAGAAAUUCCCUAUCCCUUGUUGAGUUCUUCUCUGACUUACUGGAACUUUUUUUGACUUUCUAGAAAUUUUCCAGAACUUUCUGAAAUUUCACGAGCUUCCAAAAAUACUCUAGAAUUUGUCUCGGGCCUUCAGAAAUAACCCUGAGCUUCUAGUACCUCCCAGGUCUGUUAGUGAACUUUUAGAAAUUUCUCAGAUCUUGUUGAAUUCUUCCCGAAAUUUGUUAUCAUUUGAGGAUCUUGUAGAAAUCUCCCAAGCUUCCAGUACCUCCCAGAUACCCUAGAAAAUGUAGAUGUUUUAUUUUUUUCUCCAGUUUAUAGACACUUCUAUAAACUUUUUUAGAAAUCUCAUAGAAGGAGAGGCAUUUCAAACUUCAAUAAAAACUGUGAUCCCAGAAAAAUGAAAAAAAUGUUGGGUUUUUCUUGGUUCCAAACUUUUUGGCGUCAAAAAUCCACCACAAAAUUUUGCGAUUUUGAAGUAGAAAAAAAUAUCAAAAAUAAUAUCAUGAAAAAAGAGACAUUUGAAUAAUUUUCAUAAUUUUUCAGCCGAACAGAAGACGAUCUUCGCCUCCACCACAAACUCCAACUCCAAGAGCUCCGCGACGUUCAAAUUCGACAACUCGCCAAAGUCGUUCUCGAGUUCAAAACACACCGCCGGAGCCUCGUAUCACCCGAAGCCAAACACUUCCUGCGAGAACUGCCGAAGCUGCGAGGCGGGUUCGGGAAGGACUGCCGGUCAACGAGGUCACGGCCUACUACCUCGACCCAGAUGUUAGUUUAUUUUUAUUUUUGAGAUGUGUAGUUAGAGAGUUUAGAAACUUAGAGAGCCUAGAGAACUUAGAAAACAAAUUGAAUAAUCCAUUUUUUUCCAGCCGCCUCGCAUCACUCAAGCCGUCAAUGUCGUCAAGAACUUAUUGAAAGGUAAAGGAAAAUCGAAAACGACCACGAAGAAAGCUCCGGCUAAAAAAGCUCCAGCGAAGAAACCGCCACCGAAAAAAGCUCCACCAAAGAAAGCGCCAGCUCCUCCAAAACCACCAACACCGAGAAAUGCGAAUACAGGAAGUCGUGGAAAUGCAAAUGGAAGACGCGGAAAUGAUGAUGAACCAACUGAUGAUGAUGAAGACGAAUCUUAUCACCAUUCACCGUCACCGCGAAAUUCGAGAGGAAGAAGUCCGGCGAGAAAUUCGAGAGGGAGAAGUCCGGCGAGAAAUGCGAGAAGAGGAACGGCUUCACCAAGAGAUUCAAGAAGACGCAGAUCUUCGCCAAGAAGUUCUAGAAGAGGAAGAUCUUCUCCAAGAGAUUCGAGAAGACGCAGAAGUUCCGAUGAAGAUCGAGAAGAAGACGAGGAGUAUAACCACAACACCCCAACUCCUCCACCCAGAAAUCAGCGAAGAUCUGAUAAUUCAUUCCGCGCCACAAAUCGAGCAGCUUCAGCACAAUCAACUCGCCCAUCUCGCUCUCCACAACAUCAACCGCGCCGAAACCGUUCUGUGCCAAAAUUCGAGAGUUUUCCGGAAGUAAGUUUUUUUUUUUGAAUUUUUCCGCUAAAAAAUGACACCAAAAAAACUUGAUGAAUUUCAAUUUUCAAAAGUGUACCAGAAAUUGAAUUAUUUCAGGUGCCUUAUGUUCGAUGUGGCAUCACAGAAGGGGAGACGAAUUGUCAAAUCGAUCCAACAUUCCACCGAUAUGGACAUAUGCGCAGUGAUCGUACACAAUCGGUUAGUUUCAAAUCUCAAUACAUUUUCAUUCAUUCAAUUCUGUCUUUUUUCAGGCUUCCGAAUCACGUCGCCGCCAAUCAGUUCGCGAGAACAGGACACAGGAUUCAGGCGACGAGACUCAAUCGUCGGAUGAUGGACAAAGACCAUCGACAUCAACUGCUGCUCCGAAACGUCGCCAAAGACGUUGA
Caenorhabditis angaria is the source of this 5625-nucleotide messenger RNA. NCBI's taxonomy places the organism in Eukaryota, Metazoa, Nematoda, Chromadorea, Rhabditida, Rhabditidae. The record is from the annotation of a GenBank genome assembly.